Messenger RNA from Lasiodiplodia theobromae, 3807 nucleotides. Its product is annotated as ATPAse AAA+ type core protein. Gene Ontology annotation, molecular function: ATP hydrolysis activity; ATP binding. Gene Ontology annotation, cellular component: mitochondrial outer membrane. The record is from RefSeq and is a predicted model, not a curated record. The transcript has a single exon. The coding region runs from base 1 to 3807 and encodes 1268 amino acids. NCBI's taxonomy places the organism in Eukaryota, Fungi, Ascomycota, Dothideomycetes, Botryosphaeriales, Botryosphaeriaceae.
AUGUUUGUCAUCAUCGGCGCCGCGUUCUGCUCCAACAUUUCCGCAACUACUCUCUUCCGCCACAGCAUCCUACACGCGUUUUCCUUCCUCCUCUCCCUUUCCAAGCAACAGACACGAGCCUCGCCGCCCGCGAGCUCGUCCGAGCGCCUCCCACCCCGGAUGCACGCCGUGACAUGGCGGUCCGCGCGAGCUGCCCGUAGAAUUCCCGCCCAGGUCAUCGCCGGCCGACGAUUCCCGCCGCGUCUGAGGACUUUCUACCGUUCCGCCCGCCUCCAGUCUUCCAACGGUUCUCCCAGCGAGCCCCGCGAUCCUUCCACGCCCUCCAUCUCCGCAAAUGACAACGAAAAGUCCCAACCGCCUGCGAAUGCCCCCCUGCCAACUGGCGACAACGCCCAGCAUGACGUCGGCGCCGAGAUAGCAGCCGAGGCAGCUGGGGACUCAGCCGCCCUGCUGGAUGGCAAGACGCGCAAGCCGAGGGAAACGUUGCGUCAGCACAUAUCGAACUUGAAACGCGCGUCUCGAGUAAAGCAGGUCGAGGGUUUUCCUCCCAUCAACAUACCGGAACACUUCUUGAAAAACAAUGUCACAGUCCGCGAGCAAAGGUAUCCCGGCCGGGUUGGCCAGGCCUAUGACUAUGCCGGAAAUCCUAUUGGGAGUGGCCCGCCAAAGCCUGAAACGAAGGGGAACCUCUCCCUCUCUUGGGUGUUUGAGGGCAAGGCAGAUAAGGAGAUAGCAAAACUGGCGUUGCCUCUUCCUGAACAAUUGUACAAAUUGUUGGAAGCCAGAGCGGCGGAGGAUAAUGAUGCGCAGAAGUACCCCCGGUAUGAGGAUAUUCUGGAGUUCGUGGAGAAGAUCUACUCUCGCAAAGCAACGGAGUUUAAUGUCCACGAAGAUACUUUGCCCGACAAGACUCUCCAUUUCUUCGUAUACCUUGAGGUCCUCGCAGCCAUUUCCGGAAGCCUUGCCACUGCCAGACCCGACGUGGGCUCAUCUUUCCCUUCCGCAAAGUCCAAUCUUAUUCUUCACUCCCCCCUGGAAGGCGGCAUCCCACGCCUUGACCAACUUGUUGAGCAUGUGGCUGCUGACCUGCAGGCCGACAUUGUCAAGCUCGACUCCCAGGACAUUGCCGAGCUAGUUGGCGAUUAUCUCGAUGAAGGCUCUGACCCCAACGCAUUCUCCCUUAGAUCCUUGGGUUACGAGGCGUAUCGGAUAAAAUCAGACGGAUUCGAACUGGAAGAAGACGAGUACGAUGAUCACGAGGCGGAAGAAGAGGCGGAAGAUGGACAGGACGAUGCAGCACCUGCCAUUGGCGGUCGUACAUCGCCUGCUCCAAAGGCAAACAAGAAGGGUGGCUUUAUCGUGCAGGGAGUGCAAACCAUGGACAUGAACGACUUUUUGAAGGCUCUGGGCGGGUCUUCACGCACAUCAUCUGGCCGUCAUGCUGCUAUGGGAACCGCUGACUUCACUCCCGCUCCAUUCGGACGAGAUCCUUCACCCGAGACAACGCGGUGGAAUGAUAUGAAGCUUGGCGCCUAUAUUGACGCUUUGCUUGACUCGACGUCUGCCAGGCGCAGGGAUUUUAAGGAUUCUGUGCCAACACGGAAAGAGGAAAACAGUCUGGAGGCUGAGCCUCUCGUCAUUGGGCAAGGAGGCCCAUUUAAAUUAACGCUCAAUAAAAGUUCACAAAACCCUCAGAGCCCUCCUUCACAACGAACAAUUGUUCUUAUCAACGACUACAAGGAACUUACUGCCACCCGGCAAGGAGCACGAGUCUUGGACAAGAUCACUGAGCUAGUCCACAACAGACGGAAAAAUGGAUCCGAGAUUAUGAUCGUUGGCACCACGUCGUCCGCUGAGCUUGUUCCUGAGGUAUCCCGCUCCGCUAUCCGAAGCUUGCAAGCCGAGAAUGAGGACAGUUUCUUCCGGACCAUUGUCGUCCCUCUCGGCACGACGUCACUGAAGCCGUCCAUAGAGGUGCAAAAAAGCUUAAGCGAGAAUAACAAGCUGUCGGAUGACGGACUUCUUCCACCAAAACCCCUGGAUUUCGACACGGCCGAACGCAGGCGAAACGAGGCAAUCAAUAUCAGGCAUAUCCAAGACAUGAUCCGGAAACUGGACCCGGAUGCCCAGAGUAUAAGCUAUAGAGUCGCCCGGCUCCAGUAUUCCGUGCUUUUUCCAGCUGCAGACUGGACGUCAAGGGUGCUUGCAUUCCACGAAGUUCACCGCCUAGUACAGACUGCCAUUGGUCUGCAACGAGCCUCUAGCGAAAACUCGGAACUCAACAAGGACUUGGUGAUUCUGGCUGGAUUGCUGCUACGCAUGAGCGACGACGUCAAGUUCUCCUGGGUUGCGCAAGAACGGCAGAAGCACCGUGAGCCGAAGGAUACGGUCCAAGCUACUGCUAGCAAAGCUCCACCAGUCGAGACUCCCUCCGAGAUCAAGUUGGAGAAGAUCCAGAAGACUGCAAAUAAGCAUGAGAAGAAACUCCUUGCUGGAGUUGUUAAUCCUUCUGGCAUCAAGACCACCUUCUCCGACGUUCACGCCCCAUCAGAGACCAUUGACGCCUUGAAAACCAUGACAUCCCUCUCUCUCCUUCGCCCAGACGCCUUCAAGUACGGUGUCCUUGCAACCGACAAGAUACCCGGUCUGCUCCUUUACGGACCUCCUGGUACCGGCAAAACGCUCCUUGCAAAAGCCGUUGCCAAAGAAAGCGGCGCCACGGUACUCGAGGUCAGUGGUAGCGAGGUGUACGACAUGUACGUCGGCGAGGGCGAAAAGAACGUCCGUGCCAUCUUCUCGCUCGCACGCAAGCUUUCGCCCUGUGUGGUCUUCAUCGACGAAGCCGACGCCAUAUUCGGCAGCCGAUCGGGCUCUCGCCACCGCACAUCGCACCGCGAGGUCCUCAACCAGUUCCUGAAGGAGUGGGACGGCAUGAACGACCUGAGCGUCUUCAUCAUGGUCGCCACGAACCGGCCCUUCGAUAUGGAUGACGCGGUCCUGAGGCGUCUGCCGAGGAGAUUGCUGGUCGACUUGCCGACGCAGAAGGACAGGGAGAGCAUCCUGCGGAUCCACCUGAAAGACGAGCAACUGGAUUCCGGCAUCAAGCUGGACGAGUUGGCGGCGAAAACGCCCUUUUACUCCGGCUCGGAUCUGAAGAACCUGUGCGUCGCCGCCGCGCUGAACUGCGUGCGCGAGGAAAACGAGAUCUACGCCACGGUCGCCGCGAUGGGCGUGGGCAAGGAUGCCGCCGCCGCCGCCGCCGCCGACACGACGUCUCCUGAACCGGCCGCAGCGACCGAGGGAGACGAUGGCAAGGAUGCCACCACCGUCCAGGGACAACAACAGGCCGAGUCCACCACCACCAACCCCACCACUAUCGCCACCGACAACAACAACAACAACCUUGAGACGCCAGCACAAACGAAGCAUAGAAUUCGCGAAAUCCUCCGCACAAAGGGCGAACUGGACGAAGUCGACAGACUGGCUCUUCCUCCCCGUUCCUCUUCUUCUCCCUCCUCCACCCCUUCCACCACCACUACCUCCUCCCCUUACCCAGCCAAGCGGACGCUGCUGCCCCAUCACUUCGACAAGGCGAUGCAGGAGAUCAGCGCCAGCAUCAGCGAGGACAUGGCGACGCUGACGGCCAUCCGCAAGUUCGACGAGCAGUACGGCGACAAGCGCGGCAAGCGCAAGAAGAAGUCUAGCUGGGGCUUCAACGUCGCGGAGGACGUCGGGCCGGGCGAGGAGGCGGCGAGGGUGAGGCCCGCCGCGGCUGCGGCUGCGGCGGGUAUGUCGGGGAGGAGGUGA